CACCACGUCACACCUCAAAGGCGUGCACACAAAGCAUCAGAGUUGGCUCUGAUAGCGGCGCUCGCGUGAGCGCUACAUUGGGGUACAUGUCAAAUGAGUCGGACGAGCAUGGGCAUUCAUAACCCUAACUCCUGACGGACGUAACAUCCACGCGCGCCCCCACUCCCCGCUAUAUACAGCUAACAUAGUGGCUUGCCAUUAAUUACAACUGUAUUAAUUGCUGCAUGAUGGGUCGCGCCACACCCUGCUCGUUAGGACUAUUUUUGCUCGCACUUGCGAGCGUCCUGCUUUGCGGCUAUGCUAUGACGAAGGAUGAGCAGGCAUUGCUAGAUUGGGUUAUUGCUGAGGGCGGCGAACUGCGGGUGACGAUUUCCCGCGAUGAGGCGGGGGUGCGGGGCCUUUACACCACGCAGCCAGUGAAGAAGGGCGAGGUAAUAGUCUCCAUCCCUCAGCACAUCGUCCUCAGCGUGAAGAAUGUGGCAGCUGCGGAAGCCUCCCCCCAGCUGCUCAAGGAGAUUCACUCGCCCUGCUCACGGCUCAGACCGUACCUGGACACACUGCCUGGGCCUGACGGGGUGCUCACGGCGUACAACUGGCCUGAGGAGUACAUCAAGUACCUGGCCGACCCCGCGAUGGAGGAGCAGUUGAAGAACUCCUUCAAGUUGCACGCGCGCAACACGUGGCUCGGGCACAACGACGAUGAAAUGGAGGUGACCAUCCCAGAGGCCAUCGGCCGCAAGAACAUUACAUUGAAGGAGUGGGAGCACGUUGUGUCACUGCUGAGCUCGCGGACGUUCAGCAUCCGCAAGGGCGCCUUGUCGCUGGUGCCCGUGCUAGAUCUGGUCAACCACGAUGUGCGGGACAUCAACCAGCUCGGCAACAGCAGCACUGUCGAUCUGGUCGCCGGCAAGGACCUGGCUGCUGGCGAGCAAGUGACCAUCACCUACGGCUCCAUGCGCAAUGACGAGCUGCUCAUGUACUAUGGGUUCGUUGACACGGUGACGGAGCCGCCCCGCCUGUUCUCCGUUGACCACCGCGAUUUCAAGCUGUACGAGGCCAACCCGCUCAGCGACAGUCCGUUGGAAGGCCCGCCGGAGGUGCUGCGGACAGAGCUGGCGCGUCUGCGUGGCAUCCUCACCGCGUUUGAGGCCAGACUGGACGGGCUGGGCCCAAUUCCCGACACACAGCCGUACGUGGCGUCGCUGCUGCGGGACGCACACGACCGGAGGCGGCGCGCGCUGCAUGCGGAGAUAGGCCGCCUGGAGCAGCAGCUGCAAGGGGCCAGCGGCAGCGGCGGCGAGGAGCUAUAGGGGCUGCGUGUGCCGUCCACGUACACGGGGUGUCGCGACUUCACAGAAUUUAGGGAUAGCUGGAUGGCUACACGUCACCGAAGCUGAUGGGCGCGGGGGUAAGUGUACCUCGUGCGUACACGCGUCGGCAACCGGAUUGCACUGCUGAACUGUUGGAACCAAUUUUGUUCAAGCCCGGGCAUGAAGCCGUUGGGCUUGGGGUCAGCCGUGUCGACUCGGGCGUGCAACCUGCAGAUGUGUACGGGUGACCUUUCGUGGGGCUUGACAUGGUCACUCGCAACCGCGUGGACUGGCUUGUCCAAUCUCGUCCUUGAAUACGCACAUGCACUCGCCGCAUGUUUGCGGUAUUAGUUUGGGGUGUGCGUUUUCAGGUUUCCUGGGCCGGUGGAAUAGAUGUUGGGUUUGGAGGGCAGGGCAGGAAGGUCGCCGAACCGCACAAGGAAGGGAGUGCGCUGCUGACAUGGCUAAUGGAGGGGCGGCAUGUGUGGCUUCUGGUGGGUUUUUGCGCUCGCAAGGGAAACAUACGUUCUGUACUGCGCGGUGGGCAUGCAUAUUUGCUAUGGCUGCGGCGCACUAAGGAAGCAAACACGAUAGCAGCUGGAUUGAACCUGGCGUUGACCAUUGGUAUGGUCCGUUGGUGUCAGUAACGCGGCAUGUUGCCGUAUGUGGUGAUGAUAUUGACGCGGAGAUAUAUGGUUGCGCUGAGGCGCAUGGAGUUGUGAGGUGGAAACGUGCCAGCGGCUGCUAGGUUGGCAACGAAUACCACAGGUCUGAAUUGACAGACGGGAUGUCUUCAGGCCAAUGUCAAGGGCGGGGUGCAUUGGCAUGUUGCUGAGGGCUGAACUUUAUCCAAUGGCGCACCCCGGCACAGGCCGCACCGGUCUGCACGGGUGGUAGGGACUCGCAGCGGGGAAUAGGCCCGAGCCCAACGAAACAAGGGGCAGCCAGGACGCAUGCGCCAUCUCAUCACGCGGCCAUCUGGUCACAACACACACCUGCACGAAUGCCAGCCUGCGUGUGUGGGGUAUGAAAGGCAUUAGGAGAGGGGCUGAUGGUGGUGACUGGUGAGCACUUCCGCAGUAGCAGGAGUGCAGGUGCAAGCAGGUGCACACACGGUGCCGUUUGCAGUCUGGUGACUGGGGCAGCGUGGCGCAUCUUGAGGAGGGCAGGGUUACACGUGCGUGUGCGCGCGGCAGGGAGCACGGUGAGCAUCCCAGGUGUGCGUGUGCAUGCUGCAGCAACAGAGCUGUUGGGGGUGGCGGAAAGCCGGGGUAUGGAUGCCGACAACGUACCGUACCUUUACGCAAUCACCGCGCACCCCCCUGAAAAUUUUAAUUAUUUUCGCACCGCGCACCCUUAAAAUGUUAAUUACUUUGCACCGCGCACCCCCACUUGGGGCUGUUUCACACUUCCGCGCACCCAAGACAUGCGCAUUUCAUACGCAGUUCAGACGCCUUGUAACUGGCAACCCACCAUACGUCUCCUCGCCUCGCCUCAGUUGCCGUUAGCCUCUAGCGAUAUGGAUAUGGAUACCGUAUAAAGCACAGGUGGCGAAACUGGGGGGUUUUAGCGAUUUUUCGUUGAAUGCACGCCCAUCCGGGUAAAUUUGCACCACCGCGCACCCCCUCCAAGAUAAUUAUGACAACUCCGCGCACCCCCCCCCCUGGGGUGCGCGGUACUGCAGCAUUCGGG
Chlamydomonas reinhardtii is the source of this 3002-nucleotide messenger RNA. RefSeq lists its product as uncharacterized. The transcript has 11 exons. NCBI's taxonomy places the organism in Eukaryota, Viridiplantae, Chlorophyta, Chlorophyceae, Chlamydomonadales, Chlamydomonadaceae. The record is from RefSeq and is a predicted model, not a curated record. The coding region runs from base 303 to 1310 and encodes 335 amino acids. Gene Ontology annotation, biological process: peptidyl-lysine monomethylation. Gene Ontology annotation, molecular function: protein binding; protein-lysine N-methyltransferase activity.